AUGGGGGGUAUUUUGGAGGGGUGGGGGGGGGGUAGGGGGGGGGGUGGGGGGGUGGGGGGGAUGGUGGGGGGUGGGUUAUGGGGUAGGGGGGUUGUGUAUGUGGUGUUAGGGGUUGUGUGUUUGGUGGUGGUGGUGGUGUUGGGGGAAUGUGGGGGUGGGGUGUUGAUUGGGGAGGGGGGGGGUGGGGGGGGUUGUUGUGGUGGGAGGAGAGGGGUGAUGGGGGUUAUGUUGUUUGUUGGGGGGGUUUUAGGGGUUAUUAAGGUUUGGGGGGGGGGGGGGGGAUUUUUGAGGGGUUUGAGGGGGUUUGUGGUUGAUGGUGGAGUGAUGGAUAGGGGAGGGAAGGUGGUGGGGGGGGGGAGGUUUGGGGUGGUUUUUUGGGGGAGGAUAGGGGUGGGGGGGGGUUGGUGUGGGGGUGGGUUGUUGGGGGGGUGGGUGUUUAAUUUUGGGUGGGGGGGGGAUGAUUUGAUUGGUGGUUUGUGA
Messenger RNA from Knipowitschia caucasica, 480 nucleotides. Lineage: Eukaryota; Metazoa; Chordata; Actinopteri; Gobiiformes; Gobiidae. The record is from the annotation of a GenBank genome assembly.